AUGUCUGUCCAUGUUCUCGGGAUUGGUGCCAUGGGAUCUCUCCUAGCGCAUGAGCUUGUGGCUGCACGUCUCAGUCCGAUUCUUCUAGUGAAGCACAGUACAAUCAAACAGAAUCUCCAUUCGCUCAAUAACACAAUGACCUUGGCCCGCCAUUCGGACUCUGGUAUCAUCUACAACACCACCAAGAUGGCUGUGCGGCAGAAACCGACGUUGGAGGAGUGGGAUAAGACAAUGGCAAUCACCGAUAUGAUUGUGGCUACCAAAACGCACAGCACCAAAGAGGCUUUGACGCCCUAUGUGCCAUACAUGACGCCAGAUACCAACCUUAUUUUCGUCCAGAAUGGUAUGGGCGCUGUUCCCUCUGUUAUAGACGCUCUAUGGCAGGGCCGCCAGGAACCUAACGUAUACCAUGUCAUAAGUUCCCACGGCGCAUACAAGGAGCGUGUGAACCUUACGCAUCAUGUGGGAAUGGGGUCUCUCACCAUAGCGAGGGUGCCGUUGCGGGAGGCAUUCCGCAAUGGUUCUUCAGAGCACAGUAAUGAGAAGGAGCCGGUUCCAAAUGUCAUUCAGGCCCUCUUGGAUAGUCCGAAUUUGGACGCGAGCCUUGCAUCAUAUCCCGAGUUCCUUGUAGCACAGAUGGAAAAACUAGUGGUGAACGCAUGCAUAAAUCCAAUCACUGCUUUGAUGGACUGUAAGAACGGCGAUCUUUUGCGCAGCACAAACUGUAUCUCGAUGAUGAAAAAGGUCAUUGAGGAGUGUGUUGAUUGCUUCAGAUCAGAUUCCGAAGUGUACGCCUCUGUGCCAGAAGUCCACGCGAUUUUGUCGAAAGAGCGCCUUCUUCAGUGUGUAUUGGAUGUGAGUUACAAGACUGAGAAGAAUAGUUCAUCAAUGCGCGAGGAUGUCCGUAAUGUGAAGUUGACUGAGAUCGAUGCAAUUAAUGGCUACAUUGUGGAUUUGGGCCGUAAGAAUGGUGUUCCAACUCCAUUGAACCAGACGCUUACCACUAUGAUUCGUGCGAAGCAUCAAAUUGGCCAGGCUAAGGAGAGAGCAGCCAUUGAGACUUUCAGCACAAGAUGA
This is a messenger RNA of Australozyma saopauloensis, 1077 nucleotides long. Its product is annotated as 2-dehydropantoate 2-reductase. Bases 1 to 1077 code for a protein of 358 amino acids. Gene Ontology annotation, cellular component: cytoplasm; mitochondrion. The transcript has a single exon. The record is from RefSeq and is a predicted model, not a curated record. Lineage: Eukaryota; Fungi; Ascomycota; Pichiomycetes; Serinales; Metschnikowiaceae. Gene Ontology annotation, molecular function: 2-dehydropantoate 2-reductase activity; NADP binding. Gene Ontology annotation, biological process: pantothenate biosynthetic process.